Messenger RNA from Phyllopteryx taeniolatus (common seadragon), 4412 nucleotides. RefSeq names its product glycine receptor subunit alpha-2-like. Lineage: Eukaryota; Metazoa; Chordata; Actinopteri; Syngnathiformes; Syngnathidae. Gene Ontology annotation, biological process: chemical synaptic transmission; signal transduction; chloride transmembrane transport. Gene Ontology annotation, cellular component: neuron projection; plasma membrane; synapse. Gene Ontology annotation, molecular function: transmembrane signaling receptor activity; glycine binding; transmitter-gated monoatomic ion channel activity. The record is from RefSeq and is a predicted model, not a curated record. The coding region runs from base 2427 to 3761 and encodes 444 amino acids. The transcript has 7 exons.
UCUGGACGUUAAGAUGCUCGAGCAAGCGGAAACGUUUUAUUUUCGCCCUCCUUCUUCUCCUUUGGGCUUCCCGUUAUUAGUAAAACAUGGCUGUUUACGCGUCAGCCGCAUUUCUUAUUCUAUUUGACACCGAAGGCUCCAGAGCCAAGUGAGGCAGACGUGCAGCAAUAACGGGCCGUCUCUUCCUUUCGGAUUCAUUUUACACGAUCAAGCGGAUGCGUCGCUGAAUGGAGCGAUGAACACGAGUGUCCGCAUUGAUUGAUUUUAUUUUGAAUUAUGAUUAUUAUUCCGCUCAUUGGAAGAUGCACCCAGUAGGCCGGAAACACGGGACAUCUCUGCUUGCGAUGGAAGGCACUGAUGUCCACCGAUACCGAUAGAAAUGCGAAAUGUGCAGCAAGCAUCGCGGGGACGCAUCCAAAUCGCUUUAAAUGUAAUCUCGGAUGACGUGGCCGACGUGCUCCCGGAACAUGACAAAAAGGUCCAGCUGAAUCUUUUCAAGCGUGGAUGCACACUCCAUGGAAGGUCUGUGCUGAAAUGGGUUCCAUUUGUUCCGUUAUUUAGCAUUUUGGUCAUGAAUGGACCUGAUUCGAAAUUGCUAAUGUGGCUAACGUUCUCCGAUGAAAUGGUGACUGUGUCUUGAAAUAUUCUCGCAGUCGUUCCUCGAGUAUGCAUAUGGCCGUUUAAGAAAAAAAAAAAAAAAAAAAAAGAGCUCAAGCUUGAAGUCGUUCGCACAAACACAGAUUGUGAAUUAUUCAGCAUCAGCGGAGUCGAGUGCUUUGCACCUGCUGAGGCGAGGAGGAGGAGGAGGAAGAGGAAGAGGAGGAGGAAGAAGAGGAGGAGGAGGAGGAGACGCCGCCGCCGCCGAUUCAGACGCCAGCCCGACAACAAGUUGGCAGCAUCUGCAUUUUUCUCUUUUCACUUGAGUUUGUCUUUCCAGGAUGCAAGUGCACGCUUUGUGUUUGCUGUGGGCUCCUUGUGUGUUUUUUCUGCAAGGCAGGUACUGUAACACUUUUCCCUUGACAUCUAAAAGUAAGCUUAUUGACGGAAAACCUGUGCGAGCAUCCCGACGCAAGAAUGUACCGAAAGGAUUGCGGUGGCGAGGACGCUUCCAAUUUGACGAAAGGCCAUGUUCCCGAGAUGAGUCGAAAUCUUGACUCCAGGCACAGUGUGACUCACAAAGAGGAAGUCAACAAGUAUGCUGUGAACAACUGUUGUUGUUCCUUGUAACAAUCUGAAAUGUUAGCCAGGUCGAGAUACCAAGGCCAUUUUUUAGCUCACGCUUAUCUAGUGUCUUGUUGAAGUUGUGAAGUGUUGUAGACUGGAACAUACAUUGGUCAAAAUAUUCAUAUUCAAAACCCAGUUGAAUGUAAAUGUGGAUUGGAGUUGUUUCUUGCUCAUUUUGGGGGGGGUGCUGAAGUUUGAGUGAUUUUCCCCCUCCUCCCCCCCCCAAAAAAAAGCUUUGUCAUUUUUUUAAACAACCUCGGAAAAGAGGCAAAACUUCCAGUCUUUGGUUGUAACGUAACAUUUCAACAACAACACUAAAGCAUCCCCCUAUUGGCUGAAAAAUGGUUCGCUCCACCCGAUCCCCGAGCAGAGCAAUACGCUGCCUUCCGGUCAUCUGCCCCAAGUACGGGUUUCAUCCCUGACCCUUAACCUUUAACCCUAGCAGGACACGUGGCACUUGCCUAACCUCAUCCACGCAAUGGCAACAAACGAAUAUCCUGAGCAGUCGUCAUGUUUUGCCGCCUUUCAUCGCGGGUCAGGAUUUGCAUUCCGCUGUCACCGGUUGUUGUGUCACGUGUCCACGUGGGCUCGUGUCGCACACACAUUCUACUCGAUGGCCUGCUGACCCUGGAAGCGGCAACACAGGAGACGAGUUUACAUAUGUCGGGCGUUGCGUUUCAAAUCCAUAUUUGGUACUCCGUUUCCGUUUAUGAUUCCACUCCGUAGUCCUCGUUUGCUGUGGCUUAACAAAUACAAAAGUUCCCCCAAAAGUCUUGCGCUUCUCUUUCUCAAACGUGCGAUCUGGCUUGGCGGCACAUUCUAGAAUCGCCCCUGAAUUGUCGAAUAGAAUGCUUGGAUAUGAUGAUUGUGAUGAAAUAUGUGCUCGCAAAAAAAAAAAAAAAAAGAGUUUUCUGCAAGGAAGUUGGCCCGCCGUUGUGUAUUGUGAGUUGACGCUGCGGUUGCCCGGCCGGGCGGCAGGUGGGCGCUGUGCAAGGAGGUGAAGUUACCCGGCGGCGCGUCCAGACCGCCCUCGCCGUCUGACUUCCUGGACAAGCUGAUGGGUCGCACAUCCGGCUACGACGCUCGCAUCCGACCCAACUUCAAAGGACUACCGUCUGAACGUCUUUCUGCGGCAGCAGUGGAACGACCCUCGACUGGCUUACAAAGAGUACCCGGACGACUCGCUGGACCUGGACCCGUCCAUGCUGGACUCCAUUUGGAAGCCCGACUUGUUCUUCGCCAAUGAAAAGGGAGCGAACUUCCACGAUGUCACCACUGACAACACGCUGCUCCGAAUAUUCCAGAACGGAAAUGUCCUCUACAGCAUCAGGCUGACGUUAACCCUCUCGUGCCCCAUGGAUCUCAAGAACUUCCCCAUGGACAGCCAGACGUGCAUCAUGCAGCUGGAGAGCUUCGGCUACACCAUGAACGACCUCAUCUUCGAAUGGCUGGACGUGGGCGCCGUGCAGGUGGCCGACGACCUGGUGCUCCCUCAGUUUGUGCUGAAAGAGGAGCAAGGCCUCGGCUAUUGCACCAAGCAUUACAACACAGGUAAAUUCACCUGCAUUGAGGUCAAAUUCCACCUGGAGCGCCAGAUGGGCUACUACCUGAUUCAGAUGUACAUCCCCAGCCUGCUGACGGUCAUCCUGUCCUGGGUGUCCUUCUGGAUCAACAUGGACGCGGCCCCGGCCAGGGUGGGCCUGGGCAUCACCACCGUGCUCACCAUGACCACGCAGAGCUCCGGCUCCAGGGCCUCCCUGCCCAAGGUGUCCUAUGUGAAAGCCAUCGACAUCUGGAUGGCGGUGUGUCUUCUUUUUGUGUUUGCCGCACUCUUGGAGUACGCGGCGGUGAAUUUUGUUUCCCGGCAGCACAAGGAGUUCUUCCGACUGAGGAAGAAGCUCAGAGAGCGAGCGCGCCAACGGAGCGCGAGCGGCGAGGGCGAGACGAAAGGCGACGCGUCAGCCGGCGAGGCGGCUCACGGGUGCGGCGCCUGCGCCUACGCCCGCGCACGCGUACGUGUCGCCGCCCGCUCCGCUUUCAAACGGCGACGGGCGGCUGACGGUGCCGGCGCGCUGUGUGUUUCAGGAGGAGGAGCUGGCGCGCCGGGGUUUACUCUUGCGCGCGGGACUCGCCGGCGCCGCAGAAAUGGACGCGACGCCGGCGUUUGCCGACUCGGGCUACUACGACGCGAGGCGCCGCUUCGUGGACCGAGCCAAGAAGAUCGACACCGUCUCUCGCGCUGUGUUCCCGAUGACGUUCCUCGUGUUCAACGUCCUCUACUGGCUCACCUACAAGGUCCUUCGGCACGAAGAUGUCCAAGUGCGGCUGUGAGCGCACGUGGAGGAUCUUCAAGGUGUGCCGAGGUGACUGCAUGUCAGCUGCUAUUUGCAACUUACUUCACUGCGAACUUAUCAUCACCAUCAUCGUUGUUGUUGUCGUGGUUUUACAUUUGCAAUGGUGAACUGUUUGUCCCACGUGUCAGUGAGCAUCUCGAGUAUGAGCAUGUGUCCUUUCUCCAAUUGAAUGGGAUUUCUUAGAUUUGGGGCAUUCGGACUGCUGCGCGCUCAUUUCCACAUCAACAUGUAACGAGUUAUAAAUUCUGUUGUGCUCAUACAUUCAAAUGUGAAUAUUCUUGCAAGCAGCGUCAAUGUUUGUACACUUGUUUUGCUUUGUAUUUCUAUGAAUACUUUCUCGGCCCGUGACGUUUCGAUUUGUGUAACCGAUUUGGUUUGGUUAGGGUUGAACCAUUUUGUUUCGGUGAUUGUUGUAGUUUACAUAAGUGUAGUACGAAGCUGCGUCGUACCGAGAGCACUUUCUCAUAUUUUCACGAUGCUAAUCAAACUGUUCUCAGGAAGAUGCAGUUGAAAAAUUGCAGCGGCAAUACAUUUUGAUACAAUUUUUGUAUGAGAUUGUGCAAGUGUACCUGAUGUUGUGACUGGUGAGUGUAUCACAGCAGGGUUCAUGCAGCAUUUCAAUUCUUCGCAAAACAACCGGUUGUCUGUCUUUUAUUUUUUAUUUGUAUUUAUUUAUUUUUUUAAUCAUGCAGUUUGCUCAUCUCACAAUAUUUGUUUUUUUCUCACUUUAUUUCGCAUUCCCUGCAGUGGGAGCUGAUCAUAUUGUUCUGGUAGUGUCUUUUGAUGUAUUUCAACAUCUUUCAAUAAAUGGCAUUGUGUCGAGACCUAAAAGCA